Molecule: messenger RNA, 23099 nt
Organism: Xyrichtys novacula (pearly razorfish)
Lineage: Eukaryota; Metazoa; Chordata; Actinopteri; Labriformes; Labridae
Source: the annotation of a GenBank genome assembly
CUUCAGCCUUUGGAGCUUUUGUGUGGAGAUGGGAGUCUCAUGGAGACAGAGAUGUGCUUCAUGCUUAUCACGAUUCACAUCUAGCGUUAUAAGCAGAGGGGGCUGUGAUCGUGGUCGUGUGAUUACAGAAUCAGCACCGAUGACUGCGUGUUUUUCUUUUUCCUUUAUUUUUUCUUUUUGACUUUUAUUGCAUUCAUAUGUCGUUGUAACACAUAUUUAUAUAAUAAUUUGUUUUGGGGGGUACACUCUGGAGGCCAAUGCGUUUUGGGUACAGGUCUGCUGUUGGAUAUGAAUAUGAUUUAUCUGCUUUGUUCUCACGACAGACUUGCACUCAUUCAGUCUCCUAAACGCAGGAUAGACCGGUGUUUUUACUCCAACUUUCUCUCAUCCUCGGCAGUUGUGGCUGCAGCAGGUGCUUUCUGCAUGUAAGGUAAGUCUCUUGUAUUUUCUCUACCACAGGAAAAAAAAAUCCUGUUGAGCAAAUUCAUCAUCCGUGGAGGCGCUAGGAAGCGUGGGAGAGGAGAUGAAUGUCUCCUCCACAUUUUCUCAAAUUUGAAGGGGAUUUCUUCAGUUUUAGAGGACGUCUUCGUCAAUUAGCCUAUAAGCAUUGAAUAAACCAAAUAAACCGACACGUUCCCAUUGAAGGGUAUUGUAAAAACUGGGGUUCAUUAUGUGGGAACGUUUUCGUCCAGGGCUGUCCCUGCUGCCUCUUCUCCCCAGUUUUUUCUUCUUCUUUUUUUUUUAUUUUAAUUUCGUGUCAGAUGGAAAUAGCCUAGCUGAUGGAUUUAAUGGCUGUAAAGGUCCACUGGCAUUUCAAGCUGGUUAAACGGAGCCUCCAUUCAUUUCAGCGGCUUUCCUCCUGCGUGUAGGCGUUGAUGCAGAUAUGUGGAGCAGACAGACCGCUUCUCCAUUUCUCAUCUGCCUGCUGGCGCACGCUGUUCUCUGGAAAACCAGGUGAGUCUUUCUCAAUGAGAGACGCCUUAUGUUCACAGUAGGCAGGUCGAGCCACACUCGCUCUUUGUACAAAAUGAUGUUCCCAUGUAUCAAGGGUAAGGAAUAUUGGAGUCAAAUUUCAACUCUUAAGGUAUAGACCAAAAAAAUUAUAGGCUGCUAUUAUUCCAUUUGUAAGAACAAUAAGGAAGACAUUAAAGCUCCAGUGAGGAACUUCUCUUUUUGUGUCAAUGUUGAUCCUCCGCUGAGCAAAGCAGUCUUCACAUAUCUUAUCCCCUACCUGCAGAUCCUGUGUUGAGACAAAAACAUCUCAUUCUGCUAAAUUUAUCUUUAUGAUUUUACAUAAAUGUUGUAAAAACAGGGUUAUCAUGCAACUGCAGCGUUGACACCUACCCCCUCACACAAGUGGACUUAUUUGCUUUUGGAUUUCAUUAAAAGGCAUUAAUAUGAAUUUCAGUCUAUAUCAUAAACAUCAAAACUCCUCACAGGAGCAUUGAUAUUAGAUCUCCUAGUUUCUGACAGACUAAUAGCCGUAGCCUAAUUACAGUUUUGUUCAAGGUGAAUCGUUGUUCUUUCUUAAAGUAAACACAAAUCAAAAUCAGGUUUUGUGAGAUUAGAUGACAAAACUUCUUUUUUAAAGUGUCCUUCAAAGAAAUUAUAGAAUAAUACAACACUUUGGCAUAAAAUCAAGUGAACUGUAUGCAUGCAAGAGUCAAGCACCAUCACAGUGAAAAAAAAAUCAUAUAAUUUAUGUCAAAAUAAAAAUGUGCUCCUUAAAUGCAUCACUCAGGCAUAAUUUCCUCAAAAGAAAGGUUUGAAAUGGGAAAAUUAUGCUUUUAAUAAUAACUGUGAAUUAAUGACAUUUUUACUGAAUAUAAUCUGAUGUUUUCACUCAGUCACUUGUUUAGUGUUCGAAUUAAAACUGGUUUGAUGAAAAUACUAGGGUUGUAGCUGUAUACAAUCUCAGUACGGCAUGUACCUGGGCUACAGAUAAGUUCAUCUUUGGUACAGAAAGGGGAACAUGUGCAGCACAAAAAUCUUGUCUUUUGUCGAGAAUUCAUAGAGCUUUCCUUUUAGACUAUCUAAAAUGCAGCAGCAAUGGUUUAUCCUUGCAGGCCAGCUCAGGUUGCAUAAGAAACAUUUAAGAUAAAACAUGAAAAUAAGAUAAUGUCACUGUAGCUAUCAGUAGCUCUUGACAUCCGUUCAUCAUCAGAGCAACAGCAGAUACCUCUGACAAGUUGUGCACGACAGCAACUUUGAUUUAGUUAUUGAGAGCUGCUUUGACUUCAUUUAUAUUUGGGGCUCUUUCACCUUUAAAGGUGGGGUAGGCAGGAUUCCAUCAAAGAAGCAUCUUUUUUGUAGAGUAUAUACAAAAAUCUUUUAAUAUCAGUCAAUAGCUAUUAGUUAUUGAUGACAUUUGGUAAUAUAACGAUUUCGCUGUGUUUUGUAAUGUCUGUGUAGUCAACAUUUUAAAAUUUUUGAGCGGGCUGCUCUUUCUGAGUGUAAACAAAGCCAUUCUCCAACUCCCCAACCUGAUUGGUUGUGAGGCCGAUGCUGUUCCUUAGUGCUGAUUGGUUGUGAGGCAGACGCUGCUCACUCGUGUUGUGAGGCACACUCCACGUCCUCUAAUGUCAUGCACGAGUCCAAACAAUGUUAUAGUGCUACAAUGUCAGACAGUAGAAACCAACCAGAAAGUACAGAAAAUUGUCUAAAUCUUCCUUUGGCCACGACCGCCGACACAAGCAAGAAAACAAAGUAAAUACCGGUGAUUCUGGUGGAAGAAUGGGCGUUUAAGAAGGAAGUAGACUGAACAAGAGCUAAAAAGCCGGUUCAACAUCAAUGAAGCAUAAAUGAUGGGAGACACUUCGGGGUCUUACAGACCCUGUAACCUCUCUGCUGGACAGGUAAACUGCUUAAAGUAAGCCGAGUGUCUGUGACAGAAGUGUUUCUUGUCAAAAGGACCUGCUGUGUGUUUCAGUGCCGCUAAACUGUUUACCUCGGGUCCUGCAAACAUUGUGUUUGUUGGUAGUCUGUUGGCAUCUACAGUAGCACCAAUGCUGUUUACUUUCACGUUGACUGGGCCCCAUUUGUAAUUAUCUCAAGUAUUUAUCUGCGUUAUAUCUGAAUUUAAUUGAAACGAUACAAAUGAGUGUCUGUUUGUGGGCGGGGCUUGCUGGAGCAGAGAGGGGAGGGGGAGGAGGAGCUGAGGGGAAAACUGGUUGGGAGGUGUAGUGUUUACAUUCAAGAUUUCUCCCAUAAAUUGGCACCUCCUCAGAUCCUGCUUAACCCACCUUUAACAUGUGUCUCAAGUUUGUGUUCUGAGCAACUGAAUACAGUCGCAACUUCACUGCCACAAAAGUGCCACCAGCGGUUCUUAUUGCUUUCGCUCUGAAUUAGCAGGUGAAGGUUGUUUAAAUGCCAGAGGCAGCUGAGUUUGAACAAUGAGAUCUUUUUCCUUCACAGAAGUGAUGUUUACUCUUGUGUGGUGCAGCUCAAUAUGUGUUAACAAGCUGGACAUGUUGGCAGCAACAUAUCUGACUGCUGCGGAAAAGUCUUAACCGCUUGUCUUUAACCAUCAUUAUAUUCCAAACAGAGGAUUGUAUUGCCAGUGGGAAAUCAUCUUGUCCUUGCUCGUUGUGUGUUGUGAUGGCUGUCAUGACAGGGAGAUUGUGUUCUGUGUGUGGUCAGCUUCUGUCUUCUGGCUGUGUGGAAACUAAGAUUUCAUGUACUAGCCAUUUUUCAUGUAUUUUGUUCAGUAUCCAUGCCCACCAUACCUAAUAUCCUGUGCAGAAACAGUUUGUUAUGAAUACGUGCUCUUAACAUCCCUGCAAUCACUGAUCUCUUGUAAACACUGAUUGCUUUGAAGUCCCACACCGAUUGUUCUUUAAAAUUUUAUUUCAAGUGUUUUCAGUGGUCUUUAAAUUGUGAUUAUGAAGUUUUUAGCCAAAAUUGCUUUACCUGUGUCAUUUUCAAGGGCUUUCCUUCUGCAGAGCUCCAGUAGCUCAUUAGCAAUUUGCCUUUGAGUCGUGGGUGGAGACAGCACUGCUCUGCACCCUCCUCUACAAGCUAGCUUGUAACCUAACAUUGCAGGUGCAGCUGAAGUAGCAGGUAACAUCGGAGUUAUUCAGCUCAUGAACACUAAUGUCUUUGGGGACAUGAUGAAAGUUAGCAUCAUAACUAGCUCUCUUACGUGCAUUGCGAUUCGCUAACACACACCUACAGAGCGGGACUCAGGGGGCGGGGCUUUGAUGUGUGGCGCAAAAAAUCUCACUGUAUCUGAACCUGCUGUUUGGUCUGCCAGAGAUUCACAGCUAUUUGAAUGAGGAAAUGCUCAGAAAUGCAGCUUUGCUCUUAGUUUUCUAACAAUAUGUCCUCUAGCAUCAGAAAAAAAAUGCCAUAUGAAAUGUAGACAACAAGAAAAACAUGAUUUUCAUCAGAAUGGGUCUGUAAUAGCUGAACUGACAUAGACUAAAGACACUCCAGAGUAGACCUAUUAAACUCGACUCACAAACCUACUGUAUGUAUGAGUAACAAUAAGGAAGGUAAGGGUGGGUGAUAUGGUAGAAGACGUUAUCACAAUUAAGUUUUUCAUAUCAGUUGAUUAUUAUCUUCUUAUCAUUAUUUAGUAACACUUUAAGGUAUAGAUCACUUAUUUAAUGUGAAAAUCAGCCUGAUGUUACACUUAGUGGGUGUUACUCAUUUUUAAUAUUUAGCCUAUAAUUUACAUCACUCACAAAUUGUACUUUUGAAAAUUAUUGUUCAAUCCAGUGAAUAUCACUUCAGGUCAGCUGCUGUCAAUCUGAUCACUUGUCAGGCACAGUUGCGAUAGGCAAGACUGUGAAUGUAGUUGGCGUUUGUGGAGCAGUCUGAGCAUGCCCUAAAAAACACAGCCUGUGGCUCCUCUUCUACACGUUACUCUCUGCCCUCUCUCUGUGUUUCCUGAGCCAUCCACUUUACUAUCUGACCAAUAAAGGGCCCAAAAAGCUCAAGAGUACAACACUAAAGGCUAGACAGUCAGCUGCCCUGAAUAAAUUUUUACCAAACUCUUGUGUGCAAGAUUAAGCAGUUACUGUGAUCAUGCUGUGGUUAAUGUUGGCUUAUAGGUUGUCUGUUAGUAUUAUGUAGCUAACUUGUUGACAACACCAGUGCCUAACAUGUUAUAUAACCGUGAUGUCAGAUCCAGAUCACUAAGGUCAUACAGCAACAUAACUAACUAUGGUGGCCAACAGGGGACAACAAUCUGCAGCGGCCCGAACGUUCUGCAUUAGGAGAAACGUGCUGCACCUGCAGACACUUAUUUACAGUGAGUCUUUUCUGCACUCUUGGGACGGAGGAGGCACAGAGGAUGAGUGAGCCCAACAAGAGGCUGUUCAGCUCACUUUUCUAACUAUUACCUAAGAACUGAGUGUUUAUCAAACAGCAUCCCAGGGAUAACUAGAGUCAAGCCCUGAAAACGGUCUGUGCUACAGACUCCAGCAGGCCACACAGGUACAUAAAGCUGCCUGGUGUCAGGCUUAGAAAACACCAGCAUGUUGGCAGCAGAGCCCUGUGAGCUGCUAGCCAUAGUUCCAGACAUCUUGAAACAACCACACAGAGCCCCUGCGCAGGUCUACAGGGUGAGGGGUAUACUACUCCUGACAUCCCACCUUUACUAUUCCCCAUGUGUCCAGUUCUGAAUCUCGUACCUGCUGUGUGUUUAAAUUUACUCCCAAAUAUAAAAACGCUACUGCUUUAUCGUCUAAACAUGUUUAAUUUGCACUCGUCUUCACUGUCCUAUCAAUAAUAAAGCUGUGUCAACUAGCACCCCUACAGGCGAGGAGCACUUUUUGUGAAAAAGUCUCACUUAUUUGCUGCUUUUAUCUUUCUUUUCAGCUUUUUUCUGCAUUGGUGUGUUUUUUGAUUUGUUUCAUUUCUGUAUUUGUAGCUUUCCCACUGUUUGUGCAACUUUGAUGUCUUUUUGCAGCACUUUUUUUAAUUGCAGCUUGUUUCUACUGUGUUUUUUUGUUUUGAACUUUCGCAUGUUUUUGAUUUGUGUCAUAUCUGCAUUUAUAGUGUGUUGUGUUUCUGCUAAUGAAGAUUCUUGAGACUGUUGACCCUUGUCAUCCACUGUACAUAUCAAAGUGCUGAUUGGCUGGUUGGCUGAUGAGUAAAGACACAAAAUACUUUGUUUUUGUGCGUGCAGGAAACUUGUGUGUCAGCUUCUCAGACUUUAGAUGGAGGAAAUAUUUCUAUUGUUACCAAUUUUCUAGGACUACACACAGAAUGUUUCGGUAAUACAAAAGUCUUUAACAAGUUCGACAUGAAUAUGACUUUAAUGGCUUCAUAGACACGUGAAAGGGGGAUCUAUCAUGAGGGGAAGAGGCCAACAGAGAGAGUUAAACCUCAGGACCCAGCAGGGCAGGACACAGCCAACUGGCCUUCACUGAAAUCACUCCUACAUGAUCUAUUAAGAUGUUGUUAUUGCAGCUACUUUAGGUGCAGUUACAGUUGUAUAUUCACAAACAACUUUUAAACUAACUAAAAAUUAAACCCAUGUAGCCAUGACUGUAUCCUUGAGGUACAUAAAAUGUACCAUUGUGUGUCUGUUUACCAGGUCAGUGAACGCCACAUCUGAAGCCUUUAAAACAAACAUCACCUUGUUCACACGGAUACUGGACAGCCUGCUGGAUGGAUAUGACAACCGACUGCGGCCAGGUCUUGGGGGUAAGGAGGUCAUCUGUCAUCACUUGAUAUACAGUUUUUUGUCUUCUACAGGGAUAGUUCAGAUUUCUUCAAGUAACUACAGUUUGCACUCUGUGAAUGGAGAUGUCAGCUGGAGCUCCAAAGGGAAAACUAAGUUAUGUGUAGCUGCAGAUACAGUCAUGAGUAGGACAUUAUGUUGUUUACCUUCCUCUGCCUCUUGUAAAGUCCUAAUGUCUAAAAAGCAUGUUUCAGUUAAAGUGAUAUUUUUAAUGCUUCACCUGUACAGCGGCGCUCUAUAACAGCCUUUGUCCACAAACGAUGUUCUUUGUACUGAUGGCUUCCUCAUCUACAACAGCAUUUCUCACCGCUGCUGGGUUACUAAAGUUAUCACGUCACUUCCAUUUCCCUCAUUAGUGACUGUUCAGUAUAUUUUAGAUUGCUGUCUGUGUUUAGUGUUUGAUUUUAUCAAAGAAUAAAAAAAAAAAAAGAUCCAAAAACAUAAGAAAGGGAUCUUGCCUCGACAGUAGCAUCAACUUUGAACCUAAAAACUGCAUCUUCACAAAAAGGAACAGUUUCAGGGCUUAUUUCAGACUCAACCGGGUCUACUUAAAAAUGGUUUCAGAAAAGAUCAGCCCAUCCUUUGUUUAAAUGCUGAGUAAUUUUAAGGAAAGCGAUCAUAGUCAUCAUCUCCUCUGCUGCUGUUGUUGAAAAGGGAAUGUUUAAAGUCCCACACCUCGAUAUUGAUGGUUGUUUGGUGAGCAUGGUCGUGUUCAAAAAGACAAGUAUCUUCAACUGAGAUAGUUUCAAUAAUGUGAGGGAAACAGGUGAUGCCAAGGCAUUUUUUUUUGUUCUCCAUCAGACUCUUUGAAAAAAUAUUUAUAGAAAUGCACCACCUUCCCUUUGGCCACGGUGUGCUAUAGAGCUUCCAUUUUUAUUCUAACCUCUGCCACGAUCCUCUAUGCUUGUCAUCUCACUUCCAGCUGGCCCUUAACCCCUAAACUGAGCUCCUCCCUCAGGAUUCUUUGCCAUUUGAAAUUCAAAUUCCUGGGGCCAUCAGCUCAGGAGCUGCCAUAUGGAGGACAACCCUCUUUUAGCUUGGAAGCACUGAGCCCGUACAACUGGACGCACUGUUCUUGCUGUGCAUAUAAGAAAAACAUGCGCUGUAUAUGUCUGGCCUGUUACACCGAAGCAUGUGAAGUGGAAAGGAAAAAUAAAAUGGCCAACUAUGGUUUAUGGUGCAUCAUGCAAGCAUAAUACAAACACAAGUUAAAGAAAGAAUAACCAAAUAAAUAGAAAUAACUAUUUCAGUAGAUUUUUAAUUUGGCUUUUAGGAGUUGAGUCAAAAAAUAAUUUUAAAAAUCUAAAAAUAGUGUUGGUUCAAUUUUCUUUUCUUAUAUAUUUAAGUUUAUAUUUCCAGGACUUUCAUUGUCUAUCAUACAACACAAGUAAUAAGGCCAAUGUUGUUCUGUGGCCACCGGAAGGUUUGAAGUGACAUUAAAAAAAUGAGUGACUACACACAAUCUGGCUUAAGCCUUGCUUCUCUCCCUUUGUUUCUUUCUUCACAUUGAACAGAUGGUUACAGUGACUUGAUGGUUAUUAUAUCACAGAAUGAUUAAUUGGUCUUGUGACAUAGAAAUUGUGGACUAAACUGUAAUCCUAACAGGUCUGAGCGUUUUUUGGCAUUUCAUUUGUUCUGUAAUUAAUCACAAUUUUGGAUCCCUUAUCAUACUCCAAAGCUGUGUUUUUUGCAGGUGCAUCAGACCUGUGGAGAAACUUGAUCAUGCACAUGGACAGGACUUACUUCCUCAAAAGCACCCUAACAAAUAACAGUCUGAAUAACAACAACAGUUUAACCUUUACUCCUCUCUCAAAAUAAGGAUCCGCGCUUAGAGUGAAAAGCAGCAUACAGUGUAGGGCUGAACGAUUAAUUGAAUUUAAAUUGAAAUUGCAAUUUGAAACAUUGCAAUUAGCUAAUUGCAAAGGCUGUGUUAUGGAACAUACAUGAUGUAAUGCGGCUGACCCAGGGCUGUGACAAGAGGGAGCGGUGUUGAAGCAAGUGGCGGCUCGUUCAGUGACAGAGUGGAGUCAGUGAGUCAGUAAUAGUAAGUCUUAGUAUGAAACCAAUAUUUGUAAAGUGCUGAUUAGCAACAGGGAAAUACUACAGUAUGAAACACAGCAAUGCUAAUGACAACAACAUAACAGGAAGGACAUCACAUGUUCCUCAGUGACACACACAAUAGUGUUGCCCUGGUGACAGACUGACAGGCUGCAGGUUGUAGAGACAGUUUGAGAGGAGAGAGGGAUGGAUUUUAUUUGAUGUGGUGUUAAGACGCUCUAAAUAAACAACAAAAUAUUCAAAAUGAUGAAUGCAGGAAGAAAGUUAAGACAGACUUAAAAAUGUGGAGUAUUACGCCGCAACAACAGAUUUGUGAUCGACUGUGCUGUGGUGUGUAUCGUUGUCUGUGGUGCUCCAGUUUUGAAUCCAGUCCAAUCAUAGCAGUUUGAUCUUUUCGUAGUUAAUGAAAAAAGGACAGCCUUGAACUGAGACUUGACUUAACAAAAUUAAAUCGCACAUCAAAUCUUAGUCACAAUAUCAGUCAGAAAAAUCACAGUUAGAUAUUUUCCCUAAAUCGUUUAGCCCUAAUACAGUGUAUAAUAAAAAUACAGUGUCUUUAAUUCUGCUUCGAGAUACUCACUUACAUGAGGAGUGAUGAUUGGUUACAAGGCAGGUCAUGAUGUGAUUUGUUGAUGUUCUAAGUUUGUUGAAGAGAAAACGCUUUGCUGUCUGGUUGAUAUGCAUGGACCAGCAUUGAUAAGAAGCUGAGGUGAUUAUUGAUCUAGACCUCCGAGAGGCUGACAUGCCACUGUGGUUAGUCCACAGGAGCGCUUGCUUUUGUCUCGUCUGUAUUCAGUUAUUUAGUCAUAAAGAUUGACAUGUGACCAUCUUUCCCAAAGACUGAAGAGAGGGGUUCAUGGUGCUACACAGAGCAUUACUGGGGCUUUCAAAUGUGCUUCCCUCAACCUGACCCCUAAAAAGUCUGACCUAUCUGAGUGAGGGUAUACAGGGUAUGUAGGGAAGAUGAAGGGCUGGUAGAAAACCCAGGAAACGCUCUGACCUCGCUUGGUUUUGUGGUCGCUCUCUGAUAGUUAGCUCAAGCGUAUUGUUUGGUUGGCUGCUUUGUGAGAUUAGAAGUCUUUGCAGUCAGUAAAAUCAGUAUCCUUGUUCUUUACCUCAAGGAGAAAAAAUUAAUGCCGUUACGUAGAGUGAUGGUGCACACCUGAAUGAUCAUCAUGAAUAGUUAUUAAAUUACAGUAACCUGUUAUUUAGUAUUGCAUUAGUCACAACUCUGGUGGUGAUUUCAUAAAAUUCCUUGUUUUCAAAGGAUCCUCAUCUUUGUUUGAGUAUUUUAUGUGAGAAGAGCGUAAUUGACUGAAUUUUCAGGAACAGUCUUCUUGUAUGUGAAAAUGUUGUUUGAUUGCUAGUAUAGCAUUUAUAGUAAAACACGAGAGGUUUAAUUCACCAGGCAUGAGAGAUGGAGCUGAAGUAAUAAGUAAAGGAGGCAGGGUGGAGGGAAACCAAAUGAACCUGAUGCAGUGGCACUGAUGCAGAAGAGCAUCACUCGAAGGGGAAGUAGGCCUGGCUCUUAGUGUGUUUCUCUUACACCAGUGUGGAAAUUUGUAUUAGAUUUUAAAGGCUCAAUAUCUUAACUAACAUUUGCACAUUAUACUUCAUACUUUACAUGCAAAGCACAAAACAGAGCCAACAAUCCACAGCUUUACCGAAACCAAACAGUUCCUUUGGUACAGCUAAAUGUCCACUCAGUUGUACGAGUUUUAUUUUUUAAACUUGGAUGUUUGUUUCACGGUCUCAUUGUCUCUCAUUCAGACAGGAUUACAGAGGUGAAGACAAACAUCUAUGUCACCAGCUUUGGACCAGUUUCAGAUACUGACAUGGUGAGAGCAGAAACUGAACAUGUAUUUGUUGUACUUGGUCAUUCAUUCACACUGACUUAAAGAUUCAACAGUUGUGUGGCCUGAGACUAAUUACAACUAAUGACAUAUCAUCAAUUACAUGGAGGCCUGAAUAAUCAUGAAUUAUUCACAGCACCAAGUUCAAUCACCACCAUGUUGUGUAUACCACUAUAUAUGAUGCCGUUCCUGAUGACUGCUAGUUAAAACGUUUAACGAACAGAGACCUCGACCUGGUGUGUUUCUUUGCAGUAGGGAUUAAAAUAAGUCCAGUUUUACUCAAAAGCAUACCUCUAGAAUCACAUUUUUUGUCUGUGAUGGUCUUACAUCAACAGGUGAAGUCCAGCAUGAAGAACUGCUGCUUGUUGAUGCAGAUAAGAAGAGCAGGGACAUUCAUUUUUGUUUAAUUUCAUUUCUAAAACCAGGCAUAGUACUAGUGUUCAAAUUAUGUUUGGUCUUAACAAAAACAAUCAAAUGUUGAACUCACACCUCUCUCCUCUUUACCCGAAGGAGUACACCAUAGAUGUCUUUUUCCGGCAAACAUGGAAGGAUGAGAGGUUGAAGUUUCGUGGUCCCAUGAAUAUUUUGCCCCUCAACAAUCUGAUGGCAAGUAAAAUCUGGACUCCAGAUACCUUCUUCCACAACGGAAAAAAGUCUGUGGCUCAUAACAUGACUAUGCCAAAUAAACUGUUGAGGAUCAAAGAUGACGGGACUCUGCUUUACACCAUGAGGUAAGUUCUCAGAAACAUGCAGAAAAAUUACUGAAAUAUGUGCUACAUGUGCUGGUCUGGACUUCAAGACAUAACCUGUCGCUGUUGGUUAGACACUAGUUGGCUUUGCUGCUGAAGGUGCGAGAAGGCUGAUAGCACUAUCAUGUCAGUGCACUAGGCUAAUAGGGGUAAUACUUUGACACAUAAACCUAUAAGACCCCAAUUGUCUAUUUGAAGUGGCUCAUCAGAUCUUAUGAGUCUAAUAAGGCUGACUUUGGAUAAAAACAAGGUUUAAAGGUUCUUCAACAACAGACACACUGUUUUCUUUUGAUUUGUGUCUGAUCUCCAUACAUUUUUCUAAAGUUAUAGAUUAGGAAACAUCUUUUGAAAGUGUGUGUGUUUUUUUGAAAGUUGGUUAUUUACUUUCAUAUGUUUGCAGACUAUCUUUACUUUCUUUGUGAAUUAAAUGCAGGUUAACUGUGCAUGCAGAAUGUCCCAUGCAUCUGGAGGAUUUCCCCAUGGACUUCCAUUCCUGCCCACUAAAAUUUGGCAGCUGUGAGUCAUUCUAAUGAACCAAUGUUGAAAAAAAAUUGACAUGUUUCACUGCUAUUGGUUAUUACAUAGAGGUUUUUAUUCUUUUAAAGUUUGCUUUAUAAGAAAAUUUGUCUUAAAAAACCCUAAAGAUAGUUGGAGAUUAACUCCAUUCGUUUUAGGUCAUGUCUUGAAUGCAUUCGCAGUCUAUCACCUUCUGCAGUGAUUUGUCUUGAUUACCACAUUUGAUAUGCAAGUCUUUGAAUGACCAAAUUAACAGAUGUAUGGCUAGGAUUAAAGGGUAUUUCUCACCAAGCAUCAAAACCAUCUUGACAUUGUUUAUGCAAGACUUCCCCUGAGAAAUUCUCCUUGUAGUUUACUCUCUCAGGAAACCAAGCAUUAGACUUGUUGCACUGCAUGGUCUUCUUACUUAGGUCACUGAAAAACUGUCAGUGACUGUCCAAGAUUUAUCUCCUAUAAAUGUAUUUUUCUUUGUGUUUUUUAGAUGCCUACACGAUCUCUGAAGUGACUUAUGCUUGGACUCUAAAUGCCUCUGACUCUGUGGUUGUGGAAGGGGAAAGCUCCCGCCUGAACCAGUAUGAUCUGCUCGGACAAACAGUCGGGCAAGAAACCAUCAAAUCAAGCACAGGUAAAGAGAGUUAAUAAAGAAAUGACAAAUACACACUCUGAUGGUUUCUAACCUCUCUGGUAAAGCUGGUAAACCACUGACAGACAAACAUGAGUGGACAUCCUUGGAUAGUGAGCAAGUAAUUCUGGGUAAAAUAAUUCCUUUGAAGACAAAACCUUGAUGCAUACCUACACAUUCACGAUUCAUUACCCUGCUAUUACUCAACUAGCUUCAAACUAAAAAUUCAAACAAACAGUAAGCAUUGAUGGAAAGACCUUAAUUUUUUUUUUCAGUUUGUUUCUUUCAGUUUUUUUCUGUCAGCGUUUGUUUUUUACAGACUAAGAAAGUUAAUAGCAGCAUCCAUAAAAGGUCCUUUUUCCUGUAACUUCUCUGUUGGCAUAUGUUUCUCCUCACUGUGCUGUGGUUUCAAGGUUGCAUCAUGUUCAGUUUCCUAAGUUUGGUGGAUGUCUCCCUUUUAUGUGUUUUGACAACCCUAACCAGUUACCAGGCUGUUUUAAUUGUCUUUGUUUCACUUCUGGUGACUGGUCAGCCAUUAACCGUGGAUCUCAAGACUUGAGGUCUUCAGAAAAUGACAGGAAUAUAGAUUUUCUUCAACUCAACAAUUUGAAGCAGCUAGAUCCACAGAACUCCAGCAAGUUUGAUGAAAGCUAUAUCUUAGUACAAAUCCUCACCCAAAUAAAAACUAUUUUCCUCUUAAUCUGACUUUCAGAAACAUAAUCCAUGCAUUCAUCUUCUCAAGGCUGGAUUACUACAGCUCACUUCUCAGUAGUAUCAAUCAGAAAACAUCACCCAAGCAAGUCCCAAAUUCAGUAUCAGACCAGUGUUUUCUAAAUAUUACACAAAUAAAUAUUAAUAUUGUUGAUCAUUGGCCAAUAUUUAAACUUUUUAAGAAAGAUCAAGGACUACUGCAACCAGCUUACAUUGCACAAGUACGCGAAAAGGUUAUAACGGUUUUUAAGUUUUCCAUUUUUUUUAAUUUUAGUUUUAUUUUGGAAUUUUAUGUUAAAUUUCAGUUUAUUUUUGUUUAGUCUUUAAGGCUGGUUUUUUAUCGUAGUUUUUAUUAUCUGAAAUUUAACGUUAAGUUUUAAUUGAGUUUCAUUACUUUUAAUGUUCUAGUGUUUUUGUUACUCGAGUUGGCCUACUUGUCAGGGGCAGGACCCCUUAAAAAUCAAAUGAUAUUAAAAAAAAUGUGAGGCUUGUCAUAGAAAUGUCUAAUGUCCAAAUUAAGUAUAUCGCUGGGGUUACAUCACAUAUGCAAUAACAAGCAUUAGUUCUUGGUGUGUGGGCUCACAUACGUGCUUUGUCAAUGUUGAGGUUGUACCACCCAGUCUAAAAACUCUGGACACCUGCUUGUUCGCGCAUACUUUACCUCUAGUGUGUCUCCAGAGCGCUGCACUGAUGGAAGUAGAGGAAGCUACAGUGAAGGACAGCUGACAGGUCGAAGUGAGACAACUUGUCAAGGAUAUAUGUCGAUGUAGAGCACUGUUUAGAGUCAAUGUGGAACACCCAUUAGCAAUCCCUCUCCUGAUCCACCAUCAAUAUGAAGAAACGAUACAUUCAUACAUCCAGAUCAUCAGAAAAGAGAGGAUGCAGUCAGAAUAACAGUGUCUUAAAAAUGUAUGUUUCUUCACCAUCUGUAGGAAAAUUAUAUCAGACACACAACCCAAAUGUAAGAGGGGAAUGUCCGAUCACAUUUUGCCAGGUCAGCAGCUCAGGUGCAGGACACAAAGAGACUGGAUUAAGACGUGUUCAAAGGUGUGUUUUGGGUGUAACGCGGAUCACUCAGUAUCUUCUCUUUCUCCCUUUGAGAGGCAGGUACAGCUGAGGCAGGUGUGUUACUGUUAACAUGGUGGUUUUCUCCUUUUACUUGUGCAAGUGUGAUGAGCUACCCUUGCCAUGGACACAUGCUUUCCUAUAUGAUCACACUUGCUGAUUUUUGGGCUGUGCACUGAUAACAAGCCUGUCAACUUCAAAAUGGAGGAUGAUUGAAUAUCAAAUGCUUCACACACUAAACAGAGAUCCUCAGCUUUCAGAGACACACACAAAUGCCCCUACUCAAGGAAUCUCAAACAGAGACAUGAAGCCCCUAUUUCCCUUUAUCACUCUAUUGAAGCUCUUCAGGCUUUUAAACAUUAGAAUUGACUCAACUGUAUGAUUUGUUUUAGAAACUCAUACAGAUGCAUCAGUGCUCAUUUACAAAUAUAUUUCUUAUUCACAAAUAAUAAAAUGUUACAGGCAUCAUCCCUGAACUUAAAGCUCCUGCCAGGAACUUUUGAUUUGUAUUUACUUUGGCGCUUCCUGCAGACAAAGCAGUCUUUGCAUAUCUUGAUCAUUAUUGUAAAUAUUUUAUGAGGAAAGCGUGAAAACAGGUUUGUUAUCUUUGGCUACUUGUUAGACACCUACCUUCCCACACCAGUUUCAGGCAAAAAUCACACUGUAAAAAUCAUCAGCCUUGUUGCUGAUGAUCACGUUAGCUCUUGUAGCUAGCAGUAUAAAUAUCAGUUUAUUGAACAUAUGUCCAAAAACUCCUCAUAGGAGCAUGAAUACAGGUGGUGCAAAAACAGGCAAGUUAGAUUUUCUUUGGCUUUCAAUCACAUGCUUCAGUUUUCACACUGGUGCCAAGUGCUCCACCAAUAAUCCCCUCAGGUGUCCACCACCAGUAUAGAGUAUUCUCCAGUGCUAGCACGCAACUGUUAAGAAACCCCCGCUAUCACUGCCAUUGAGGAAGAAUAUCCUUUCAUCCUUUCAUCAGCUCAAUGCUCUUAUCUAGGUUAAGUGUGGGUACAGUGCCUCGGUACAUGGCAAAUGCCUGCUAGUGACUUCUUUUCUUGUUUAACUAGUCACCCCCCAUUAUCUGAUUGGUUGACUUAAGAUUAAUCAUUCAGUACUAGUGUGUAAGUGUUUGGUGAGGCGUACUUGCAAACUAGGUCAUUUGGCUCGAGUGAAUGUGCUCCCAGGCUUCAUCUGAACAGACAUCUUGCAUAAGGCUCUGAAUAGACCAACACAUACAAAAAUCCUCCCAUUCAGCCUCACAUUCACAUUCACUCUCCAUGUUUGUAAUGUAACUGAAAAAACAUACUGUACUCGUGACUAUGAAUCUCCCUUGUUUUGUGUACUUGUUUAAAUGCGGUCACAACACAUAAAAACUUGUGAAAUCAUACCAUGGCAACAAUUUUGACAGCAUUUGAAUCAAGUUGUUUUAGAUAUUGUGUAUUUAAAUGAAAGAGCAUUGACUCCUGCUAGAAAUUAUCUGCUCUGAAAAACAGAGGCUAAACUUUGACCUGUGUGUACAUAGUCUCUCUGUGCCUGAUCAGAUGAGACAGUAAAGUUGAGAACCACAGGGAACAUCAUUUGAGUUAAUGAUUGCACUGCGUAAAUUCACUGCGCUAAUUUUCCCAAGUCUCUCUUUUAAGCAUUACUAACUUGUCAAAAUUGUAAACAAAGUCUUCUUUUAAUUUUCCAUAAAUAAUGGGAUAUCAGGCCUCUGAUUCAUCACAUUCUUCACAUUAUCAGAUUUCACUCCUUGUAAAGUACACGCUGUGGGAACCCUGAACCAUUCAGACCUGAAAUGUUAUUAGACAUGUUUAUUUUAACUUAGUGUGUAUGUGGUUUCUGGUGCUGCUGCAGGGAACUUGCAGUUUUGAGCACCUCUGUAUUGUUUUAUUUGCUUCAUUUCCAAAGACUGGAGGUUGCUGCUUAGUUGACAUUUAGGAGCAACAGUAUAAUGUGGUCUGACAUGAGAAAUUUGUCUUGGUGUGUUCCAGUUGGACUAACAUCUUUAUGUGUACUUUAAAGUCCAGUUUCAGUCAAACGAAUACAGGGGUUAAGGUCAAACCACCAAAUUUCUGAAUGGGAGAUAACCUACUCUACUACUGAGCCACAGCUGUGUUAGCAAAUUCCUUCUAUUUAGUUUUGGUUGUUUUGGCAGAAUAUGAAAGUCAGUAUUUUUCCAGGCUCACACAUUAGAAGGUUUACACAGUGAUUAAGCCUCCAUCUGCAGAACUUGCAUCAUGCGUCUGCACUGACAUGUGCAUCAGAUGGAUCCAGGCUUUUAGGGAUAGGGCAGCCAAAUGGACACUUCAAGGCGAUGAAUCUCAAACAGUAUCAGAGAAGAAAGUAUAAACAGAAAAAAAUGUGCUUCAUUGUCAUAUUACAAAGACUAACAUCAGCUUGAAGCAACAAAGCUUGAUAAGUUGAUUUGAAAGUGCUGCCUGUGUCACUCCUAGACACCCCUGCAUGCCGAACACUGACUGUAUGGACUAUGGUCCUGGGUAAAUUGAGGCGUUCCAGUAGCAUCAGGAUCCUCAUUUCCUACAUCUUAAGGAAACAUGCAACAACGAACAUCUUACUGCAGUAAUACUCCCUUCUCUCAGUGAAGAUGCUAAUUUCUCUAAAUAAGAUACAGCCAUCCUCCCCCCUCUACGACAGAGCUAUCUGGGCUUGUGUACCAGAUAACAGAGGUAUAAAGCUCUGUAAAUAUGAGCUUGAGUACGUGUGUGUUUGGGUGUAUUUCUGGAUGUAUGUGUUUGUGUGAAUAAUAAAAGAAAUAGUUCUUGCAUAAUUGUGAGAUAUUUAAAAAACACAACCCCGUACUAAGAAAAUAAGGAAUAAUUCACCCUGCCCCCCCCCCCCUCCCCCAACACUGCUGCAAAGGACUUCCCUUUUGCCAAGUGGCGGCAAGUAUCAAGGCCUUCAUAUUUGGACUGCAGCAAAUGAGCCAUUUUCCUCAGUUCAGUUGCCAUGGGUAACACGUUUUUCCCAUGUCUAAUCUUGGCUUCUGUCAUGCUUCUGAAUGCUUGUCUGCAACUGCAGCGACUGUCACCGUUUCAAAGCCUGGUUAUCUAUCAGGCUUUACUUGGUGCUAGUAAAUCAGCCAGUUUCUGUUUGUUCAUAUGUACAGAUUAUUAGAGUUCAAAAAUCUACUACAUAGGUAGGCUGUCUGUUCUGUGCUAGAAUCUGAUAUAUGUGAUUUAAUAUAUAAAGAGAUAUAGAGAUGUAAGUGUAUAUAGUCCAAGUGUAGUGUUCUAUUUGAACUGCUUUAGUCUGUCUACAUAUGCUGCCUCCUUUACACACUGCUUUGCUACCUGCCUCUAUCGCAGCAGCAUCUAAUGCUGUGUCGACUGUAUCGGUUUCCCAUGUAGUCACCCUUGCCCGCUGUGCUCUGUAAGGGGGUCUUGGCUGAUGCUCUCCCUGCCUUGGCUUUUAUUAUGCAUGCACAGCGAAAGAAGGGAAGCCAUGCUCUCCCUGCUGCAGGCUUUUUCAGGAGGACUGCAAUGAGCUCUCAGAACAGAGCCAUACUGUCUAAUAUGAAUCUCAGCAAGCAAAUAACUCUCUUUGACCAAAGUGGCUGUGAAUGACAUGAGAGUUAUAUGUCUAUCAAAGCAGAGAUUACUGACUGCAUGUGAUCUCAUUAUAGUUGUAUUAACAUAAAUAAGAAAAGUCAAAUAUCAAAUGUUUAUGUGGUGGUGCUGUAAAGACACCUUUGAAAUUGUCUCAACAGGUGAAUACACAGUGAUGACAGCUCAUUUCCAUCUGAAGAGGAAGAUUGGAUAUUUUGUCAUUCAGACUUACCUUCCCUGCAUCAUGACAGUCAUUCUUUCCCAAGUGUCUUUCUGGCUGAAUAGAGAAUCAGUGCCAGCGAGGACUGUGUUUGGUAAGUGGCUCCUUUCUUUAAUCACAAUCUCUUCUACUUUCUCUCUCAUACAAUGAUACACGUCGCAUGAGCAGUAAUCAACGGGAUAUAUAUAUUAAUUCUCAAAGGCAUGCACCUUUAUUUCCUAUUAUUUUUGUGUGCAUAUCCCCAGGUGUAACUACCGUUCUCACAAUGACAACACUGAGUAUAAGUGCAAGGAACUCCCUUCCCAAGGUUGCCUACGCCACCGCCAUGGACUGGUUCAUUGCUGUCUGCUAUGCCUUUGUCUUCUCCGCUCUGAUUGAGUUCGCCACUGUCAAUUACUUCACAAAGCGCGGCUGGGCUUGGGAUGGGAAGAGUAUUGUGACUGACAAGGUAAUGUGGAACAAAGACAACUUUCUUAAGAGCUCAGAUUUCAAAAAGUUCCCCUGAUAUCUUUUAAGUGUCUGUUAGAGGAAGCCAGGCUUGCAGAUGUGGCUGCUAUAACCCUCCGCAAAAGAAACCAGACUUAAACUCAUUCCCACUGUCCUGAACCCUCUGUGCCGCAGAUGUCAGAGACCUUUAGUUUGACAUGCUUAAAGUCCCACUCCGAUUAUUAUUAUUUUUAAAUACUUAAAGUGUUAUCAGUGGUCUUUUAACUGUAAUUAUGAAAUUUUUAGCCAAAAUCAUUUUACCUGUGUUGUUUUCAAGGGCUUUUCUUCUGCGGAGCUCCGGUAGCUCAUUAGCAAUUCGCCUCUGGGUCGUGGGCGGAGACAGCGCUGUCUGCGCACUUCUCCACAAGUUAGCUUGCAGCCCAACAUUGGUAACAUAGGAGCUAUUCAGCUAUCGAACAUUAUUGUUCUGCAAUCGUCCUCCCUAUUUCCCCAAACUUGGCCUGCAGGGCUCUGGGGGCGGAGAUUGGAUUGGUUACGUAGGACAUCCCACUGUAUCUGAACCUGCCCUUUGGGUCUGCCAGAGAUUCACAGUGAUUUGAAUGCAGAAAUACUCAGAAAUGCAAUUUCGCUCUUCUUUUUCUCAUAUGUCCUCAAGUAUCAGAAAAAUACUAUAUGAACAUGUAGACAAGAAAAUAUGAUCUUCACCGGAGUGGGUCUUUAAGAGUACUGAUCCAUAAUAAGAGUUUUUAUAUGAAAAGUGAAGUGUUUCCCUUCUAUUCAUUAUUUGCAUGUACUGUCUACUCUUGGUACCAGUGACAGGGUUUUUUCUGUUUGUUUACAUCAAAACCCUUCUGGUCUUUUGACAGAAAAAAGAGAGAGUUUCUCUGGUCAAGAAGAAUAACGCCUAUGCUGUAGCAGUGGCAAACUAUGCGCCUAAUAUCACCAAGGACCCCAGCACCCUCCCAACCAUCGCCAAAUGUGGAGCUACAGAUUCUAACAAGACCAAAGCAGAUGGCAAAGCCCAAGACAGCAAGAAGACCUUCAACAGUGUCAGCAAAAUCGACAGGAUGUCGAGGGUUUUAUUUCCUGUUCUCUUUGGCAGCUUCAACCUUGUGUACUGGGCGACCUACCUGAACAGAGAACCUGUAAUAGAUGAUAUGGUCCCCUCACACUAGAGGCCUGUGUUAAAAGGGUGUGGUCUGGGAACUGAGAGAUGAACCAAAUACCUCCAGCAACUGUGUACACAUUCCUUUUUAGAGUGUAAUAUCGGACUGCAAUGUGAUCUUUUAUCUUCCUGUUUUUUACACCGUCUCCAGCACAUUUGAGAGAGUCUGGCUUUUGUAAAUGUUUCUGAAUAACUAUAAUCAUGAUUUCAUUGUGACUUGUGUGAUCACUUUAAUAAGUAUUCAUCUUUCUACAGAAGUGUGUUUCCAGUUACAGUGUGUGGUCAGUGUACAUAUAACUGAAUGAUGAGUGAACUCUUGACACUGAAACGAAAGUUUACUCAACAUUACUGUUUCCCCUGUGAUAUUCUACCCUCUUAUAGGACAGCAGAAACUUCUCUUUUUCUUACUUUCUUGAACCCUGAAGUCCAAGCUAAUACAAAAGCACGACUGGAAAACACUCACGCUAAUUUUUUUUUAAGUCUGAGGAUAUAUAACUAAUAAUACUGGCCUCCAGAAUGAUUGAAACUCUGUUGGUCAAUAAUGUACAAGAAGAAAACAGAGAAAACUGCAAACUUUGUCUGUUUUUUGUUGAACAGUAUUAGCAGUGCAAUGUUUUGUUCACACCUGUCAUACUUCUCCACAGGCUUCAGUGACCACUUGUGAUUCAAUCUUACUUUUCUGCCUUGGACACAAAUAAACACCGACCGUUUCUUAUCUUCACUGGUCUCAAACAUCAUAUUUGAACUACACUGUGAUGCUGACUUGAGGAAGGAGAGCUGCCCUCAUAUGGACAAACGACAGGGUAGUGGCUCUGAGUGAACUAUAAUCACAGAGGCUGAGGACUGAGGUUACAGGUCUUUGGUUUAGCAGUGCCGUAUAUGAACUCAGCUGUAGACCAUGGACACACGCCAUGGACCAUCCUGCCACAUUUGCUUGGAACACUUCAAGAGUAUAUACUGUGUAUAUUUUGUCUUUUUGAACAGUAAACCCAAUAACACACAUACAAAUCCAUAUCCCACUACUUUAGGUUUACAAAGUUUGAAGGGACAGUGUUUUUUUUACUAGUUCAAAAAUCUGCUGAAGUGAAAGUGAUGCCCCCUGGAUGACUUUAAGCAGCAAAAAAGAUCAUCAGCAGCAAGAAAGAACAUCAUUUAGUUGUAACUUUUAAAGACUGGAAUAGCUCUGGGGUGGUAGGUGUCCUACUAGUUACUAGACAGUAAGUUGAAGAACCAGCUUCUGUUAAUUCCACUGCAAUACUCACAGUGAGUGAUGCAGUUCACAGUUAAAAGACAACAGGAUGAGAAAUUGACAUCUUCGGGACAAAAAAAAAGAGGUAUCACUUUGUCCACAGGGGGCACUCAAACUGUUUCAAAAGUUCAUUGUAGCAGCUAUAUAGCCAAAAUAUUAACAUUUUCUCAGUAUACUAAACGUUUUUUUUUUUUUUUUAUUGAAGACACUGUAAGGAUUUAACUGGAUGAAAAAACAGACUGAGACUGAAACCGAUGUAGGACCUUCAGAAGCAAACAAGACCAUCAGCAACAGGACUGACUAUUGCUCUGUUGUAUCUUUUAAUGCUUGAAACAGCUGUGAGGGGGUAUGCAUCGGAUCAGAUAACUUAACACAGGUUUAAGAAACGGCUAUUUUUUAUUCAUUUCCAUGGGUGAAACAUUUCCCUGAUUAAAGACAUUAGGUUUGUCUGAAAACAAUAGCUUUAUAUGUACAGAAGAAAUGAUAAGAGGUCUCACUUUGUCCACGGGGGGCGCCAGAAUCAACAGAAAAUGAGUUUGUGGUCAGACGAGUCUGUGAUGUGUGUUUGCAUGUGAAAGCUCUGACAGUGUUAAAAGGAUGUGGUGUGUUAGUACCAAUGAAGUAGAUAUGAUGUUUGUUCCCAGAUCCCUGCAUUGUCAGUCUGUAUCCAUGACCAACCUAGAAAUAGCUGAGCUGGUCUUCAAAGACAAACAUUUACAAAAACUACAUCUAAUAGUGUUUUGGCUUGACAUGGUCACAAUAUUAUCUGGACUAAUAUUCAUUGGUUCAUUGCUUGGGCCUGUAUGAGAUAUAAUAAUAUAGCCUCCAUGUUAACAUAUGCUAAAAACACAGGUACACAGAGGCUCUUGUGGUGGUUUUCUAAAAGUAAUAAUUUUAGAAAUAAACAAACAACAUCCGAGAAACAUCAGCCCAGAGCCUAGAAAGUGACAACCCCAGUUUAAUUAAAAUCUUAGAUACAGGAAAAAGACAUGUAAUGAGUGACUGUCAGCUUUUAGAAGAUUCUGAUGAAGAAACUAUCACUUAUAAAGUGACUUGUAUGAGAUGAAGAGGAAAGAAAACCGGACUAGGUGAAAUGUUAGGACACCACUAAAAUAUGUAACAUCACUGAAAUAUAGUAAAAGGAUUUCAAUGUAAAUGUUUUGGGGUAUCUGUAUUCUGGGGAGUUUUUAUUUUUAGUUUUUAUUGAAGUCAGAAAAGCGACUAUGUCAAACGUUCAAUCUGCUCAAAAGUGAGUUCACUUUUCUCGAUAGCCCUGAAAGUCUACGGCACAAAUAUUUCAGAAUAUAUUUAAUAUUGAGAAAAUAUUUGAUAAAAAUGAAAUCAAAACAUGAAAAUGGUCGACAUUAGCCAAAGUACAUUAAGGUAAACACAAAUAAAUCCUAAAACAAUCAAAAUUUAUUUUGAAAAUAAAAGUGAAUUCCAAAAAAGGUGAAAAAAAAAAAAACAUUUAAAUAUUCCACAAGACAUAAAUGCACUUAAAAACAAAAAUAUUAUAGAAAAAACAAAAUAUCUGUAAAACAUUAGAAAAUAUUUGAAAAAAUAAUCCCAAUUUUUUUAAAGCUAAAAUUCUUAAAAUGCAAACAAAUAGCAAUCAAAAAAAUUACAAAAGAACACAAACAAAUUCUAGAACAUUAUUUGUGAUUUUUUAAAUGUAGUCAUGUUUUCAACAUACUUUUGUUUUCAAAAAAUAUUUUGCAUUUGUAAAAAUAUUUUGUUGUAAAUGUUUAUUGUAUUUUUUUAAAAGAUGUUUUACAAAUUUAUGUUAUAUAUAAGAUAUUUUGUGUUCUUUUAAAAUGUUUUCAUGUUAUGUUAGAUGAUGUGGGGUUAUACGAAAUAUUGUCUGGUUUGUUUGUCUGCUAAUCUGAUCUGUGUGAUUUUUGAUUUGUGUGUUUGGAUGGAUCAAAUGGCAGGGUAACUGCAAAAAGAAUUUUCCUUAGGGGAUAAAUAAAGUUGUCUGAAUCUGAAUCUGAAUCUGAAUCUGAAUAUUUCUCUCAGCCUUUCCACCAGCUCUGGAUGACGUGUAGUUAAGUUUGACAUUUGUAUUCAUAUUUGACUUUCUGAUUCUUUUUAUUUAUUUUCUGGGAUUAAUUCUUGAAUCUCUGCACUUUUUGAAUAAAAAACAUUUCUUUUGUUCUGUGCUUUCUGAUUAAAAACUGACUUUUAAAA